AUGACGAACUUUAUGAGGAAUUUUCUCUGGAUGUUUUUUUUUUGGGGUCCAAACCUGAGAUGCUACGGUGACCUUGGGCUCUCAGUGGAUGCAGAGGUUCUGGCUGACGCUCAGAGUGGCGCUGCUCCGACACUUGAAGGUUACUUCCUUGAGUUCCUGGAGCCAGUCAACAAUAUCACACACUUCCAGGGCCAGACAGCCACGCUGCACUGCAAGGUGACCGGUCACCCACGACCGACGAUUCGCUGGCUUAAAAACGAUGCCCCCGUCGUCCAGGAGCACGGACGUAUCACUGUCCGCAAAACCGAGGCCGGAUCAAAGCUUCGGAUCACGGACCUUGACACGACAGACACAGGCUAUUAUCAGUGUGUUGCCUCCAACGCAUAUAAAGUGAUCUACGCCACAGGGGUCCUUUAUGUCAAACUAGGACAGAUGCCUACGCACGGGCCAGAUCACACGUCUCAUGAAAAAGGGUUUUGCCAACCGUACCGUGGCAUUGCCUGCGCUCGCUUCAUUGGCAACCAGAGCAUUUACGUGGAGUCUCUACAGAUGCAGGGAGAGAGUGAAAAUCGCAUCACCGCCGCCUUCACAAUGAUUGGUACCUCCACUCAUCUGUCAGAUCAGUGCUCCAAAUUUGCCAUCCCCUCCUUCUGCUACUACGUCUUCCCUCUGUGUGACGAGAGCGCCCGGGGUCCUCGGCGUCGUCAGCUCUGUCGAGACGAGUGCGAGGCCCUGGAGAAUGACCUGUGCCAUGCUGAGUACACCAUUGCCCGAUCCAAUCCCAUGAUCCUCAUGCAACUCGAACUUCCCAGCUGUCACCUCCUACCCCGUCCAGGAACACACGAUGCUGCUUCAUGUAUGAGGAUAGGAGUGCCUCCAGAAAAACUAGGACCAUAUUCCCCCACAGACCAGAACUGCUACAAUGGAAGCGGGGCUGACUACAGGGGGACUGUCAGCAUCACUAAAUCCGGUCACUACUGCCAGCCAUGGAGCACUCAGUACCCUCAUAGUCACCAUCUGUCUCAAGACUACCCUGAACUAAGGGGGGGCCACAACUACUGUCGGAACCCAGGAGGCCAGAUGCAGGCUCCCUGGUGCUUCACCUUGGACCCUCGGGUCAGGGUGGACCUGUGUGAUAUUCAACCCUGCAAGCCUCCAGAGAACCUCAGAAAGGAGAUUCUGUUCAUUCUAAUCCCCGCAAUUGCCAUCCCUUUGGUCAUUGCUUGCCUCUUCUUUUUGGUUUGCGUGUGUCGAAAUAAGCAAAAAGCACCGACCGACACGCCUCCUCGCUGCCAGCUCAGCAGCGCACCCAACCAAGACAUGGAGAUGUCUCUCCUGAACCAGCACAAACACCAGGCAAAAUUGAGGGAGAUUAAUAUAUCAGCUGUAAGAUUUAUGGAGGAGCUUGGUGAGGAUCGGUUCGGCAAGGUUUACAAAGGGCACCUUUAUGGCACUGCACCUGGCGAGCAGACCCAUGUGGUGGCCAUCAAGACACUGAAGGACAAGGUUGAUCCCGCUCUCAGUGAGGAAUUUCGCCAUGAAGCCAUGCUCCGCUCUCACCUUCAGCAUCAAAAUAUCGUUUGUCUUCUGGGCGCCAUAACCAAAGAGCAGCCACAAAGCAUUAUAUUCACUUAUUCAAGCAUUGGUGAUUUGCACGAGUACCUUGUGAUGCGCUCUCCCAACUCGGAUGUUGGCAGCUCAGAUGACGACAGGACAGUGAAAUCCACAUUGGAACAGGCUGAUUUCCUUCAUAUCAUUACCCAGAUUGCUGCCGGAAUGGAGUACCUUUCUAGCCACCAGGUUGUCCAUAAAGAUCUUGCAGCUCGGAACAUUCUGGUUUUUGACAAGCUAAGCAUCAAGAUCAUGGAUUUUGGCCUCUUCAGAGAUGUCUACUCAGCUGAUUACUACAAUUUGAUGGGAACAAGCCCUUUCCCUAUUAGAUGGAUGUCCCCUGAGGCUCUAAUGUAUGGGAAGUUCUCCACAGACUCUGACAUCUGGUCUUACGGCGUUUUGCUUUGGGAGACCUUCAGUUAUGGUCUACAGCCUUAUUGUGGCUACUCCCACCAUGACGUGAUCGAGAUGGUGCGCAGCCACCGGGUAUUGCAGUGUCCUGAUGACUGCCCAGUUUGGAUAUAUACCCUUAUGCUGGAGUGUUGGAAUGAAUUCCAAGCAAGACGGCCACGCUUCAAGGACAUCCACACACGUCUGCGCUCCUGGGAAAAUCUUUCCAAUUAUAAUAACUCUGCUCAAACGUCAGGCACCAGCAACACGACCCAGACAAGUUCUCUCAGCACCAGCCCUGUUAGCAAUAUCAGCAUGAACACGGUGAAUGCAUCACGCUACACUAGCCCAAAAAAGACCCCACCCUUCCACCAACCCCAGUUCAUGCCAAUGAAGAGUCAAAUGCAUCGGCCAAUGGUCCCCCCACAGCUCUACAUUCCCGUCAAUGGCUAUCACCCUAUGCCAGCCUACCAAUACAUGCAGAAUUUUUACCCCAUGCAAAUGCCAAUGCCUAUGCCACACCAGCAGGUCCAACACCCAGCACAGAUGGCUGCAAAAGCUAAUUCUCACCACAGUGGCAGUGGCUCCACAUCAACAGGCUACGUCACCACGGCUCCUUCCAACAAUUCUAUGGCAGAGCAAGCAGCCUUACUCAAUGAGGACUCCAAGACUAACCAUGAGGACUUGGUUGACAGGGCAUCCCAGAUCGAGCUAGAGCAAAAUGAGCACUUGUCAGUGCCUGAAACGGAAUUACUGGGUGAUAAUGAGCAACAGACUGAUGAGCUGGUGAUUGAAUUGUCAGACACAUAGAUGAGCGUCUGUGUGAAAUAUUCUGUGUUUGCCUUUCAAUGAGCAGCAAUGAAGUGAAAGGAGCAAAUUUGCAGUGACAGUGACUGAAUGUUUCAAAAGACUUUCUCAUUGGAUCAAGUGUGACUCACGUUUGUGCUCCCCCCAUCUCACUUUUUAAACCUGCGUAUGCUACCGUGCUUGUGUUCCCAUUCAGAUGCUUUUCCAAUGUUGCUGUGCAACAUGCACAAUUAUUUACCCUGUAGUACUUUGUCUGUGAAGGUUUUACUUAAUAAGUCACCAUGGCUUUGGUGAACAAACAUUGGCUUCUGCGAGCAAGGGUAGUUAUUUGGCGAAUGUUCAGACAGGGUUCAUUUCCGAAACAAAUCAUCCUCCCGACUCGGAUGCCGGGUCUCUCUUUUACAAGACUAGAGAACGCAGUUUGCUUCUGCAUUCCUUUGUGUCUCCUGAUGAUGAUGAUUUGAUGUUAUGAUGGAUGUCAUUAUCUAGCAGUGGCGCAUGUACUGUUCAUCGGCCACAGCCAUAGAAAAAAAGAAUGUAUGAUUAAUAGAAAUGUGUAAAAGGAGAGAGGAGAGAAACUGUCUUUUAACUCAGUGAUAUAUUUUACAGUUUACAAUAAUGAUAAUCAGGCGAGUGGAAUCGUUGUUUUGUUGUUGUUUUUUGCCUACUUAUGGCUUAUUGUUAACGUGGCUGAUCAUUGAAACAUACAGCGGCUGAAAUGAGUAUUUAACAUGUCACCAUUUUUAAUAUAUUUCCAAAGGUGCUAUUGACAUGAAAUUUUCACCAGAUAUUGGAACCAACCCAAGUAAUCCAUACAUAUAACGAAAGUAGAACAAAUAAGAUCAGCAAUUAAUUUGUGUGUAAUAAUGUGAAAUGACCCAGGGGAAAAGUAUUGAACACAUGAAAAUAGGGAAGUGCAAAAAAGUCAUGGAAAGCCAAGACAACACCUAAAAUCUAUCAAUAAUCAAACAGCAGUCCAGCGCCUUGCGAGUGCAAAUGAAUAUCAGCUGGUUCAGUCCUAAUUGAUGGCCUACAAAAAGGUUUCAUUGCCAAGGUGUGAGUCCAGACACAUCUCAUGAUGGGUAAGAGCAAAGAGCUGCCUCAAGAUCAUCGCAAAACAUAACGAUGGCAUUGGUUACAAGCGCAUAUCGAAGCUUCUGAAGGUUCCAGUGGGCACGGUUGGGGCCAUAAUACGUAAGUGGAAAGCCAAUCAUACCAUCAUAAAUUUGCCUCGAUCAGGCGCUCCUCGCAGGAUUUCUGACACAGGAGUGCAAAGAAUAAUCAGAAGAGUUGUCCAAGAGCCAAGCACCACCUUUGGAGCGCGUCAAAAAGACCUGCAAUUAGCAGGUACUGUUGUCACAAGGAAAACCGUGAGUAAUGUAAAAUACUGGAAGAAUAUAGUCUCGUCUGAUGAGAGCAAAAUUGAACUCCUUGGAUGCCAUAAUGCACCACGUUUGGAGGAGAAAUGGCACUGCACAUCACCUUAAAAACACCAAUUCCAACUGGAGUUCGGAGGUGAGACCAUGAUGGUGUGGGGUUGCUUUUCAUCAAAUGGUACUGGUAAACUUCACAUUAUUGAAGGAAGGUUGAAUGAGAAAAUGUACCAAGACAUUAUUGACAAAAAAUCUGCUGCCAAAAAACAAAAAAACAAAAAAAAAAGAAGCCCACAGAACCGGCAAGACUUGAAGACUGCUUGUGUGGGGCCAAAAUCACACGAGAGCAAUGCAUGUGACUAGUUUCUCCGUACAGGAGGCGUCUUUGAAGCCGUCAUGGUAAACAAAGGCUUUUGUACAAUUAAAUAAAUACCAGUUUGCGUGUUCAAUACUUUUUCCCUGUGUCAAAUUCACAUGAUUACACAUAACUUAAUUUCUGAGCUUAUUUGUUCUAAUUUCUUUGUAUGUAUGGAUUACUUGGGUUGUUCCCAACAUCUGGUAAAAUCUUCAGGUCAACAGCACCUUUGGAAAUAUUUAGUGAGAAAAAUUGUGACGUGUUUAAUACUGAUUUCUCCCGCUGUAGUUUUUCACACCACAUUGCACAGAUUUGUAAUUUAUAUUCUUCAGUUUGAACAUUAUUUUGGUUUAUAUUUUCUCUUUCUUGAACGUUGCUAAACCUGGUGUUGAUUAAAUGUCCUCCCUACCAGAUGCAUGAUUUUUAUAAGCUGUUUUUCACUUGACCAUUGUGUACAUUCAACUAUGGAAUGUUCAAUAAAUUCUUCUU
This is a messenger RNA of Phycodurus eques (leafy seadragon), 5025 nucleotides long. It is a transcript of the gene ror2, whose product is annotated as receptor tyrosine kinase-like orphan receptor 2. The transcript is spliced from 9 exons. The record is from RefSeq and is a predicted model, not a curated record. Lineage: Eukaryota; Metazoa; Chordata; Actinopteri; Syngnathiformes; Syngnathidae. Gene Ontology annotation, biological process: protein phosphorylation; cell surface receptor protein tyrosine kinase signaling pathway; positive regulation of kinase activity. Bases 1 to 2811 code for a protein of 936 amino acids. Gene Ontology annotation, cellular component: signaling receptor complex. Gene Ontology annotation, molecular function: protein binding; ATP binding; transmembrane receptor protein tyrosine kinase activity.